Messenger RNA from Achroia grisella, 1608 nucleotides. RefSeq lists its product as uncharacterized. The coding region runs from base 1 to 1608 and encodes 535 amino acids. The record is from RefSeq and is a predicted model, not a curated record. NCBI's taxonomy places the organism in Eukaryota, Metazoa, Arthropoda, Insecta, Lepidoptera, Pyralidae. The transcript is spliced from 2 exons.
AUGGCUGUUGAUAUUGCACAUUCAAUUUUCUAUAAUAAUAGUGUAACAGCAGUAGUUUGGUGUCAGAAUAACUGCGAUGACGUCACAAUGUUUUUAUCUAAAUUUCAAGGAGUCACAUAUAGUGCACAAUUGAAAAAUGACAGCAAUAUCCGAGAAGUGAAACUUAUUCUUGACUACAAACAAGCUGUGAUUUUCAUAUCGAAGCCGAAUGAAUUUCAAAUCUACCUUACACUAAUUUACGAAAUUAUGGUUGUAUCUAUACGAAUAAUAUUGGUAAUAAUGUAUGAAGAAACGAAAUUAAUCGAAAUCAUGAAUAUGGCUUGGAAAUAUGGUAUUACUGAUAUUUUUGUAUUGAGUAUGAAAGAAAAUAAAGGAAGAGUGUCCACAUAUUUCCCAUAUAGCAACGGAAUCUGCGGAAAUACCGUCCCCGUGUUGUUAAACAAUAUAACAGAUAUAAAACUGUCUCUAACAAAUAAAUUUAAAAAUUUUCAAGGGUGCCCCAUUAGAUUUACUUUAAUUUAUUAUGACCCAUAUAUUAAAUAUGAAGCUGAUAUAGUAAAUGGAACGAUUAAGACAGUCACUGGAUUAGAAGCUCCAAUACCUUUACUUUUAAGUUAUAUGCUGAACGCCAGUUUGGAGUUUUUACCUGCAUCAUUAAAUUUAAAUGUAGAAACUACGUCUAAUAGUCAAUUCUUUUUAAAUUUAUUAGAAAACAGAAGUGAUAUAAGUGUACCCGCUACAUUAUUAAACUUGGAAAGAUAUCAAUUAGCACAAUCAUCAUUCGCAUACAAAAUUUUAAAGAUUUAUUGGAUUGGACCACCCCAAAGAAAAAUUGAAACGUGGGCUAAAAUGUUACAUAUUUUUUUUAACAAUUAUAUUUCAUUAUGCUUCUGCGUAACAUUUUUUAUAUUUGUUGUGGUAACAACAGUAAUUUCAAGAUGUAAUAUACUUGACAUUAAGGCAAAAAACAAUAUUCUUAUUAAUUCUUAUUCGAUUUUUAUAGGACAUGAAGCUAAAUUUGAAACCAAAUCUGCUAUAGUUAAUAGUCUUUUUAUUAUGUGGAUAUAUUUUUGCAUUGUAUUACGCCUGGUGCUACAAGGAAAUUUGACAAGCGACUUACAGAACACACCAUUAGAGCCGCCAUGGACAUCAAUGGACUACGCGAUAAACCAAGUUGAGGGUUAUGGAGGAGGACUAAUGUUUAAGAAUGUGUUUAAAGGCACUAGAAUAGAAAAUAAUUAUAAAGGCUUUGAUCGAGAUGAAAGUUAUAACUGCCUAAAAAGGAUUGCGAAGGGACAUAAAUUUAUUAUGCUAGCAGAUAAAAUGUCAGUUGAUUUAAAUAUCAGAGCAAAUUUUCAAUACAUUGGUGUAUCAAAUUUUACGAUAUAUACUUAUUAUUAUAUGAGACCUGGCUGGCCAGCUGCACCAAGAAUUAGUAAACUCAUCCAAAAAAUAUUUGAAGUUGGAUUUAUUGUGAAAUCUAAUAAGGAUAAUGAAUAUACUAAUAUAUUAAAAUUUAAUAUUCAUGAUAAUUCACCUGUUGUCCAAAAUCCCGAACCUUUAGGCCUGGAUGAUUUUAAGGGAUUUUUCAAAUUAAAACUUUUGUAG